AUGGACAAGCUCAAGGCCAUCUUCCGUCGCAAGAAGCAGGAGCCGGGUCCAUCGAAGACCGCAGGCACCAGGACUGAAGCUCCAAAUCAGGUCGGCACUUCGACUCAAGUCCCUCCACCGACGACGACUACAUCAUCUGCUGCCCCGUCAUCUAGCCAGCCAGUCGCACCAGCAGGCGCAGCUCCAAUUACGACCGAAUCCUCAGUUGACAAUUCGAAGCCUGCUGAUCCUACACCUGGCGCAGUGCCUUCUGCCACUCAAGCCGGCUCUGCCCAGCAAGAUGAGGCAGUUGCUGUUGCUGCUAAAUGA
Lithohypha guttulata is the source of this 309-nucleotide messenger RNA. RefSeq lists its product as uncharacterized. The transcript is spliced from 3 exons. Lineage: Eukaryota; Fungi; Ascomycota; Eurotiomycetes; Chaetothyriales; Trichomeriaceae. The record is from RefSeq and is a predicted model, not a curated record. The coding region runs from base 1 to 309 and encodes 102 amino acids.